This is a messenger RNA of Monoraphidium neglectum, 495 nucleotides long. RefSeq lists its product as hypothetical. Bases 1 to 495 code for a protein of 164 amino acids. The record is from RefSeq and is a predicted model, not a curated record. Lineage: Eukaryota; Viridiplantae; Chlorophyta; Chlorophyceae; Sphaeropleales; Selenastraceae. The transcript has 6 exons.
AUGGUCCAGCUCCUCAGCACCCGCAGCGGAGUGAUUCGCCCAGCAGCGACACCCGCCGGCCGGCGGCUGUCGGUGCGUGUUACGGCGGCUAAGCAGCUUCAGAAUGACCGCACCACCGUAAAAAAGAACGGGGAGAGCGCGGCGCAGGCCACCAAUGACGUCGGCACUGCGGGGCUGGCGGCCAUCGCGCUGGGCCUGCCGGCCAGUGGCAUCACACUUUGGUCCGAGUACACCCUCUUCACUACCGGCGCGGGGCUGCCCCCGGGCCCUGGCGGUGCCCUGGGCGCCGCCGAGGGCCUGAGCUAUUUGGUGGUCAUUGGCAUCAUUGGCUGGUCUGCAGCCACCAAGGCCAGCACUGGCAGUGGUCUCCCCGCCGGCCCUGCGGGACUCCUGGGUGCGGUUGAGGGCGUUUCCUACCUGGCACUUCUGGGAGGCAUCAUCGCAUUCGGGGCACAAAUCGUGAAGACCGGCGGCCUGCCAGGUAUCUUUGGCUAA